GAAAGGUUUGACACUCACCCUCCCUCUCUGUCCCUCUGUUGCCCCAGCCAUGGAAGGACAGACCAGAGGGAGCAGAGGCCUUCUGGAGAAGCCUCUCUCUGUCACCCCCAAUCCCACUCUGUCCUCACUGGGUGCCGUGUUCAUCCUCCUGAAGUCCGCCCUGGGUGCCGGCCUGCUCAACUUCCCCUGGGCCUUCUAUAAGGCGGGAGGCCUGUUGCCCACCUUCCUGGUGGCACUGGUGUCUUUGCUCUUCCUGAUCAGCGGCCUGGUCAUCCUGGGCUACGCAGCCUCCAUCAGUGGCGAGAUCACCUACCAGGGCGUGGUCCGUGAACUGUGUGGGGCCGCCAUGGGGAAGCUGUGUGAGGCCUGUUUUCUGACCAACCUGAUCAUGAUCUCUGUGGCCUUCCUCAGGGUGAUCGGAGACCAGCUGGAGAAGUUGUGUGACUCUCUCCUGCCUGAUGUCCCACAACCCUGGUAUGCAGCCCAGGACGUCACUCUGCCCCUGAUCUCCGUGCUGGUCAUCUUUCCCCUGUCAGCACUUCGGGAAAUCGCCUUCCAGAAGUAUACCAGCAUCCUAGGUACCCUGGCUGCUUGCUACCUGGCACUGGUCAUCACAGUCCAGUACUACCUAUGGCCCCAGGGCCUCGUGCACCAGCCCCGUCCUUUGCUGAGCCCGUCCCCCUGGACCUCUGUGUUCAGCGUCUUCCCUACCAUCUGCUUCGGAUUCCAGUGUCACGAGGCCGCUGUCUCCAUCUACUGCAGCAUGCGGAACCAGAGCCUCUCCCACUGGGCCCUGGUUUCUGGGUUGUCCCUGUUGGCCUGCUGCCUUGUCUACGCACUGACAGGUGUUUUUGGCUUCCUGACCUUUGGGACUGAAGUCUCGGCUGAUAUCCUAAUGUCCUACCCAGGGAAUGACACAGCCAUCAUUGUAGCACGGAUUCUCUUUGCUGUCUCCAUUGUGACUGUCUACCCCAUUGUGCUGUUCCUGGGGAGGUCUGUGAUGCAGGACUUUUGGAAAAGGAGUUACUGGGCCACAUGGGGUCCUCCAGUGCUGGCUGACCCCUCAGGGCCAUGGGUUCGGCUGCCACUGACCUUCCUGUGGGUGUCAGUGACCCUUGCCAUGGCCUUGUUCCUGCCGGAUCUCAGUGAGAUCAUCAGCAUUAUUGGUGGCAUCAGCUCCUUCUUCAUCUUCAUCUUCCCCGGUUUGUGCCUCAUCUGUGCUGUCGAUACAGAGCCCAUGGGACCAAGAGUCAAACGCUGCCUGGAGGCCUGGGGCACCCUCUCCGUGCUGGUGGGCACUUUCAUCUUUGGCCAGUGCACAGCUGAGGCCAUGAUAGAACUGCUCUGAGAGACGUCUGGGCUCUUGCCUGAAGAUCCCUGUGGGCUCUUGAAUCAAAGAGGUGCAGGGGAAAUGGAUGGUCCUACCUGCUGGCUGCCUACUGAGGUCUGCUUCUCCUGUGGCUCCUGGGGCCCCAGUGAGGAAGGACCACUGUGACACACCGGUUGGUGACUCAGGACAAUAGGUACUCGUGCUACUGAAAACCGGAGUGUCAGCUGGAGUGUGGUGGGCCGUGCUCCCUCAGAAGGCUCUGGAACACCCUUUCUACUGUCCUCCUUUGGUGGUUGCAAGAGGUUCUUUGUGUUUCUGGCUUGGAGAUGUGUCCUUCAAGUCUCUAUAUUCAUGGUGACAUGAUCAGUACCUGCCCUGUGUGUCUCUGCCCAAGCUUCCCUUUCCCAAGCCGUCUGUCAACUACCAAGUCUGGACCCAUCUCAAGUUAACAAGCUAUGUCUCCUCUUAGUUACUAAAGAUGUGUGUCUUAGUUACUAUUCCAUUGCUGUGAAGAGACACACAACCAAGGUAAGUUACAGAAGAGUUCAUAGGGGCUUAUAUUUUCAGACAAUUAGAAUCCAUGUCCAUCAUAGCAGGCAGUCAUGGUGCUGGGGCAGCUGAGAGCUGACUUACAUCCUUGCCCACAAGCACGGGGCAGAGAGAGCACACUAGGAGUGGUGUGGGCUUUUGAAACCUCAAAGCCCACCCCCAGAGACAGAGCUCCUCCAACAAGGCCAUGCUUCCUAAUCCUUCCCAAACAGUUCCACCAACUUGGGACCAAGGAUUCAAACAUAUGAGCCUGUGGGGGCCAUUUUCAUUCAAACCAGUACAUUCUACUCCCUGACCCCACAGACUAGUAACCAUAUCAUAAUGCAAAAUGCAUUCAAUCCGAUGUCAAAAGUGCCCGGUGUUCAGCUGAAUGUUAUAUGAGGAUAUAACGAAAUCAUGACACAGGCAUGGAAAGAUCUGGUGUUGACAUUUCUCAAGAAGUAGAUUUAGAAUGUCAACAGAUGUGACAAGGAGCACAGGAAUGCCUGUGACCUUCCUGAAUCUCUAGAGAAUGGUAGAUGGUGUUCCCAUACCUCAGACAGUUUUCCAAAGACAAAUAGCACCAUUGUGCUUUAUGUAACCUUGAACGUGCUAGGCUGAAAGGCAGGUUUCUCUGCACCUGUAAAUGCAUUCUGUUAUCAAAGGAGCUGUAAUAAUGUGAGCCUCGCCAUGCAAGUUCUGCUCAACAUUUGGUUGCCCCGAGUCCCCUGGCUCCCACUUCAGUUCUUCCAGGCAAACUUCUCCCACCACGGUUUUUUCAGUCUCAACCUUUUCAAAGUCCAAAGUUUCUUUUGAGACUCAGGACAGUCUCUGUUACCAACCCCUGCAUAUUUACAGUAUACAAUGGCGCAGAAUAUGCAUUACUAUUCCAAAAGGGAGGUGUAGGAGCAGAGGGAGGAAAUAUGGACCAGGGGAAGAUCGGAAUCUGUCAGGGCAAACUCCAAAUCCUGUAACUUUAUGUCUGACAUCAAAGGGCUUAGAUAGUUCUGCCCUUCCGGCUUUGCCAGCUGAGACACACUCCUCUCUCUGGGGCUGUUCCACUCCCUGCAUGCUCUCCCUGGCAAACAUCCAUGACUCGGGCACCACCAACAUCUUGGGUCUCCGACACACUCCAGGCUUCCUCUUCACAGCUACAUGUGGUAGCCUCUCUGGGCUUCCAUGCAGAAACCCCACUGCCAUACACCUGGCCUCAGCGCCCUUUCCCAGAGGAUUCCACGACCCAUGUACUUACCCCUGUAUUCCUCAUGACUCUAAAGCCUGGACCACACAACUGAUGCUGCCAAGUUCUGCUGCCAGCUUGGAAUGGAGUCUGGCCGGCUCUGUGAAUUGCAUUUGCAUAAUCUUUGAUUUGUUGAUGCUUUUUGGAAGCAGAAAGCCCUUCAGGCCUCUUCCUUUCAUAAAUUGCAGUAUAUCCGAGUGGGACCUCACCACUUUCUUUCUUCCAUCCAUCCUUUCUCACAAAUCAUGGCUCCAACACUGAAUUUCCUGGUCCUCUUUUUCUCCUCAAACUAUAUGUUUUGUGUUUCUUUUUGUCCCUUUUGUACUUUUUCAUUGUAGAUCUGCAUAAGGGUGAUCACUAAUAACCAUGGAAUAGACUCGAUAUUGGGCUGUCUUGAAAUCUUCUCUGUCAAUAAAAUUAGUCUGAAACUCUUCAAUUUAGCCUCCAGCAUGUUCUUAGGACAAGGGCAAAAAUCAGCUAAAAUAUCCCAAGAGCGAUC
This is a messenger RNA of Microtus ochrogaster (prairie vole), 3597 nucleotides long. RefSeq names its product solute carrier family 38 member 8 (gene Slc38a8). Gene Ontology annotation, molecular function: L-amino acid transmembrane transporter activity. Gene Ontology annotation, cellular component: membrane. Lineage: Eukaryota; Metazoa; Chordata; Mammalia; Rodentia; Cricetidae. Gene Ontology annotation, biological process: amino acid transmembrane transport. The record is from RefSeq and is a predicted model, not a curated record.